This is a messenger RNA of Cladocopium goreaui, 783 nucleotides long. Lineage: Eukaryota; Dinophyceae; Suessiales; Symbiodiniaceae. The record is from the annotation of a GenBank genome assembly.
AUGUGGGUUAUACAGCGAUUCGCUGCGCGCUCCGUCGACCUACAUCCAAGGUGGUGUCUAUCGAGGUGGACCCGGAACACGCAGUGCUGUCACAAUGUUUGGCAAUCCAUGCGGGCGUUGACCACCAGGUGCGCGUUUGGACGGGUCAAAGCGGCGAUGUCCUUCGCUCCCUCCGGGACCGGUAUGGUGUCUCCGAUGCAGAAUUUCCACGCUUCGCGAUGGUGUUUAUGGACCAAUGCGGCCGCCUGGACCAUUGCUGGGAGCCAGUGCAUUGUGGGCAGUUACUCCACGCAUGCCACUUACGUUGCGAACUUCAGGAAUCAUGCUAGCAGUUCCAGAUUCUGGUCCGACCUUGAAGUGCUGAUCAAACAGGAGUUGCUGAUGCCCGGUGCCAUUCUUUUAGCCGACAAUGUGUUGAAGCCGGGCGCACCACUCUUUCUAUGGCAACUGUUCCAUGGUCUUGGCCGUGAUGUGUUCACAAGUCACUUGAUCAGUUUGGAGGAGUUUGCCAUGCCCGGUGUGGAGGACUGCAUGCUGAUGGCCAGAUACCAUCCAUCCACAUCCCAACCAGGCAAGAUGGCGAUGCCACUGGAAGUUCAAGCGUUGGAGUUCGAGGCCUCCUGCAUCCGUACACGCGCAGCGGAGCCUGGUGGUGUGCCGUUUGAGGAGUGGUCUGCCCACGGUGAACGCAUGAAGCGGGCCUUGGAAGAUCUGAAUAUCAGGAUUGGGGAAGACCUGAGCUCUGCUGAUUGUGCCAAAGCUGGCCGUGAGAAGAGCAAGUGA